Trichomonas vaginalis G3 is the source of this 1833-nucleotide messenger RNA. Its product is annotated as LRRGT00142-related family. Gene Ontology annotation, molecular function: protein binding. The record is from RefSeq and is a predicted model, not a curated record. The transcript has a single exon. Lineage: Eukaryota; Parabasalia; Trichomonadida; Trichomonadidae. Bases 1 to 1833 code for a protein of 610 amino acids.
AUGAGUGAUAUUGUCUCUGCUUGCAAGAAAGAUUCAUUCGUACAAGUGGAAAAGGCAUUAUCAGAUCCAAAAAACAUAAAUGAAGAGUUUUCAGAUAAAAAUGGCAAGAAAUUUACUCCAUUAACUUGGGCUUGCGAAAAAGGAAUAGUUUCUCUCGUAGAAAUGAUGGUAAAGAAAGGUGCGAACCCAAAUGUCUCAUUUAUCCAAUCAGAUGGCAAAGAAAUCGCUGUAAUUGAUUGGGCUUCUUUACAAGACAAUGGAUCGCUCUUAGAAGUGCUCCUUAAGCAUGGGUGCAUGCUUACACCUUAUUCCUUCCAAAUUGCUCAAACAAAAGAAGAAAAAAACGUUUUAUACGUUUUUUCAGACAAAAUCAAAGAAACUAUCAAGCGAAUGUACAAAUCUCAUAACUACAUGGCAUUUGAGGACAAGCUUAUCGACUUUUCUACCGAUAAUUUAUACGUAUUUGCCUUUAAUACCGGCCAAGCUAAUUUCUUAGCUGCAAGACGCCAUAAUAAGGUAGUUAUUGUCGAUGCCGGCGAAGAUGGUGGCGAAAUCAUCAAGAAAUACAGAGAAACAAAGAAAGAUUACGCUAAAGUUAUUGAAGAAUCAGAUAAAUUGAUUUUUGAGCUCAACAAAUUCCUCGAAUGCCCAGGCAAGGUCAAGAACAUGUUCAAAACAAACUCUAGAGCCGAGCCAAAGGGCCAAUACAGAAAAGUUUUAAAAUUCGUCCGAAAAACGGGAACUACAGAACAAAAGGCGUUGAUCGCGUCUAUAGAGAACAUGACCGUCGAUCAGAAGCCCGAAAUUCUCGAAAUUAUAGAGAAAAUUAAGGAUAUUUCCAGAAAUCUCGAAAAAGAACGUCAAAGACAAGAGUUCAACCUCGUUUUCGAUGGCUCAUCUGUAGAACAGGUCUUUAUCACCCAUUCCCACUUGGAUCACUUCUCAUAUCUCGAUGAUUUGUUUAAUGAUUUCGGAAAAUCUUUCCAGGACACAAAAUAUUUACUCGGAGGUGAAGUGGACAAUUGGAAAGGUGAAAUGAUCGAAAGAUUAUUCAAAUUAAUCGGAAAAGAUAAAUUUGAGUUCAUAGGACGCGAAUACGACUCUAGAACGUACAAGUAUCUCGAUGGCUUGGAUGUGAAAGUCUGGGGACAAGAUUUUCCUGAAGAUUUAUCUCAUAAAAACCAAAUUUCGCUUUUUGUGACAAUUGACAUCAAUGGAAGACGCGUAAUGUUCACAGGAGAUGCAGAAGGAUGUCAUUUGAAGCGUUUGAGGAUCGAUAGACCUGAUAUGAAAUCAAAUACGGAAAUUGAAGCGUUUUUAACUGAUGUAGAGGCUACAAUUAAACAGAAUAGGCUUUCUAAGACCAAUUCCACGGAUAUUGUCUAUCAGAAACUGAAGGAAUUCAAGGAAAAGAACAAAUUCGAGGUAAAUCUUGAAGAAAUCGUUCAUCAGAUGCUUGGUCUUGAGGAAACAGUACUUAUAUUUGAACCACAUCACGGUUCACUGACGGAAAACUCACAUGACGUUUAUAAAUAUUUUUCAUCCCAAAAUCCGAGAAAAGUUUUCUGUAUUUUGAGCUAUCCACAAGCUAAAGAUUACCUCCCUAAGAAGGAAUCCUUCGACGAUCGCGUGAAAGAGCCAAAAGUCAAAGAACAUCCAGUUGUAUACGCCGCAUUCGGAAAUAUCCCAACAAUGAACGUCACAACAGAUCCAGUCUACACAACUGGUGCAUGUGGCGACGGAAUGUACGUGUUCUCUCUCUCCCAGGACGGCGAAAAACUCUCUGUUUUAGAUUUGACAGGAGAAAAACCUCAGUGGGAGAAAAUAUAUUAG